Gloeophyllum trabeum ATCC 11539 is the source of this 270-nucleotide messenger RNA. RefSeq lists its product as uncharacterized. Bases 1 to 270 code for a protein of 89 amino acids. NCBI's taxonomy places the organism in Eukaryota, Fungi, Basidiomycota, Agaricomycetes, Gloeophyllales, Gloeophyllaceae. The record is from RefSeq and is a predicted model, not a curated record. The transcript is spliced from 2 exons.
AUGCCUCCUGCCGUCAGCGACUACCCGGACGACCUGAUCCGGUGCUACACCGGCCGGCAGAAGAUAAAGGACUUUUUGGAGACGUUCGUCAAGGAGGCGCGCCCGGCGAUGUGGGUGGUGUUUCACUCGUACUUCAACCUUCCACCCUGGGAUGUUCUUCGGAAGGAGCUGGAGAGUGAUCUGCCGGACGAGGACGAAGAGCAGUUCGACGAUGACCCGGACGGCGCGAGCAGUAGCGACGUUGAUGAAGAGGACGAUGACGAUGAUUGA